AUGUCACCGGGACCACAACUCGCGGUGGUUGAUCGCUUACUCAGGGACAUCAUGGGAUCGGAAUCUCCGUUCGGCGGUAAACCGGUCCUGUUCGCGGACGACUUCAUGCAAAUAUUGCCCGUCGUCCCCCGGGGAAGCAGGAGUGCCAUCGUCAUGUCGUCAAUUAAGCACAACUCUUUGUGGCAAAACUCGGAGAAGUUUGAAUUGACGCGAAACAUGAGCGCCGGUAAUGAUGCGGACUUCGCGGAUUGGUUGCUCCUGCUCGGCAGCGGUCAAUUGCCAACGGUCGACGGUGUUCAAGACACCGUUGAAAUCCCACGGGAAAUGGUAUGUAACGUUGUCGAAUUAAUUGAUUUUGUUUACCCGCAGCACAUGUCGUUGGCUAACGUUGACGAUUUUGCUCGGAAAAUUGUUCUGUGUCCCAGAAACGAGGAAUGCAGACAAAUCGUACGGUGCUACAGCGCUGAGAGGACGUAUACUGCCAUAGACACCGUGGUGAUCGACGAUUCCGACGAGGAAGCCAAUUUUCCUACCGAGUUUCUCAACUCGCUGGAACUGAACGGACUGCCGCCGUUCAAAUUGACGCUCAGGGUCGGCGCCAUCGUCAUGUUGCUGAGGAAUCUUGAUCCAAAGAGAAAACUGUGCAACGGUACGAGGUUAGUGGUCACCGAACUCCGGUGA
Molecule: messenger RNA, 681 nt
Organism: Aphis gossypii (cotton aphid)
Lineage: Eukaryota; Metazoa; Arthropoda; Insecta; Hemiptera; Aphididae
Exons: 1
Coding region: 1-681 (226 amino acids)
Biological process (GO): DNA repair; telomere maintenance
Molecular function (GO): DNA helicase activity
Source: RefSeq, a predicted model, not a curated record